Anoplopoma fimbria (sablefish) is the source of this 2163-nucleotide messenger RNA. It is a transcript of the gene chata, whose product is annotated as choline O-acetyltransferase a. Gene Ontology annotation, molecular function: choline O-acetyltransferase activity. Bases 1 to 2163 code for a protein of 720 amino acids. The record is from RefSeq and is a predicted model, not a curated record. Lineage: Eukaryota; Metazoa; Chordata; Actinopteri; Perciformes; Anoplopomatidae. Gene Ontology annotation, cellular component: neuron projection; cytoplasm. Gene Ontology annotation, biological process: acetylcholine biosynthetic process; neuromuscular synaptic transmission. The transcript has 15 exons.
AUGAUACGUCCGAAGUGUUCGUCGGCACAGCGUGUGAGCAGCCGAGGCGUCCAGUUGAGUCUGUCUGAAAGGCUGCUCCUCUGCACCGCCAACAUGCCAGUUCUGGACCAAGAGCCCUCCAAAGGUUCAGGAAGCAGAGAUGGUCUUCCUAAGCUGCCGCUCCCCGCUCUGAAAGACACACUGGACAUGUACCUGAGGUGUAUGAAGCACCUGCUCACCGAGGAACAGUUCAACAAGACCCAACAUGUGGUGGAGCAGUUUAGAGCCCCUGGAGGAGUGGGGGAGCUACUACAGAGCAAACUCAUGGAGAAGAGGGACAACAAGGCAAACUGGGUGUACGACUACUGGCUGAAUGACAUGUACCUGAACAACAGACUGGCUCUGCCCGUUAACUCCAGUCCUGUGAUGGUCUUCCCCCAGCAGCACUUCAAGGCUCCCAUUGACUCCUUAAGGUUUGCUGCUCACUUAAUUUCUGGGGUUUUGGAGUACAAGACUCUACUUGAUUCACGUUCCCUACCUGUGGACUGUGCUCGGGGCCAGCUGGCUGGAACUCCUCUUUGCAUGGAGCAGUACUAUCGCCUAUUCACUUCCUAUCGCCUACCGGGGCCUGAGAGGGACACUUUGGUGGCCCAGGAGAGUAGCGUGAUGCCAGAGCCUGAACACAUCAUCGUGGCUUGUAAAAACCAGUUCUUUGUGCUGGAUGUGGUGAUCAACUUCCGCCGACUGAAUGAAAGAGACCUGCUGACUCAUCUGGAGAAGAUCGCCAGGAUGGCCGACAGCGAAGAGGAGCGGCUCCCACCUAUUGGUCUCCUCACUUCAGAUGGACGGACAGAGUGGGCGGAGUCUCGCAGUGUGCUAAUGAGAGAGUCUACUAACAGGGACUCUCUGGACAUGAUAGAGCGUUGUCUGUGUCUGGUCUGUCUGGAUGACGCCAGUGGGCUGGAGCUAAAUGACACAACACAAGCCAUGUUGAUGCUGCACGGCGGAGGAGUGGCCAAGAAUGGGGGCAACCGCUGGUACGACAAGCCAAUGCAGUUUGUUGUAGGAGCUGACGGCUGCUGCGGAGUCGUGUGUGAACACUCAGCAUUUGAAGGAAUUGUUCUUGUGCAGUGCACAGAAUAUCUGCUCAAAUACAUGAUUGGCAGCCCAUCAAAGCUGGUCAGGGCUGCAAGUGUGAGCGAGCUGCCUGCACCACGCAGGCUCCGCUGGAAAUGUCCUCCAGAGAUUCACAAACUACUCGCCUCUGCUGCUGACAAACUACAGAGACAGGUGAAAAAUCUUGACAUGAACGUCCACAAAUUCUACGAUUACGGGAAAGAGUUCAUCAAGAAGCAGAAAAUGAGUCCCGAUGCUUACAUCCAGGUUGCUCUUCAGUUAGCAUACUACCGAUGUCACGGCAGACCGGUGUCAACCUAUGAGAGUGCUUCUAUACGGCGUUUUCAGAGGGGCAGGGUCGACAACAUCCGCUCAGCAACACCAGAAGCUCUGGCUUUUGUCAAAGCAAUGACUGAUGGGAAACCGAGCACCAACGAUACAGAGAAGAUGGAGAUGUUACAAAGUGCCAUAACCGCGCAAACAAAGUAUACUAUUCUGGCUAUUACAGGGAUGGCAAUAGACAAUCACUUACUAGGACUACGUGGAAUUGCACAUGAACUGAAGAUGGAGAAGCCAGAAAUAUUCAAAGACGAAGCCCAUCUCAUCAGUAAUCAGUUCAUUCUCUCUACAAGUCAGGUUCCUACUACUGUUGAGAUGUUCUGCAGCUACGGGCCGGUGGUUCCAAACGGAUAUGGAGCGUGCUACAACCCCCAGUCAGACCACAUCAUCUUCUCUGUGUCCAGUUUCCACGAGAGCUCGCAGACAUGUUCAACAGAAUUUGUCAAUAGUCUGGUGCAGGGACUUCAGGACAUGAGGGAUCUGUGUAAUAAAUGUAAGUUCAGCUCCGAUCCAAAGCAGCCAAGGCAGAGUCAGACACUGGAGACGCACACGCAAACAGACCCAAACUGGCAAAACAAAACACCUCAGAGACCAACUGAUAUGACCAAGAAUCAGCAAACACUGCCGCAGGUUCUGCUGAAGACACCGGACCAGACUAAAGUGGAGGCUCAAACCCAGACCUCAUUACAGGAAGAGGCACAAGCUUUGAAGAACGGAGGAAAAUCAUAG